This is a messenger RNA of Leptopilina boulardi, 1699 nucleotides long. RefSeq names its product dr1-associated corepressor homolog. NCBI's taxonomy places the organism in Eukaryota, Metazoa, Arthropoda, Insecta, Hymenoptera, Figitidae. The record is from RefSeq and is a predicted model, not a curated record. The transcript is spliced from 3 exons. Bases 82 to 1149 code for a protein of 355 amino acids.
GAAUUUUACCGGAAAAAGUCGAUGAUGAUUUGUCAUCAACAGUGUAUAUAAUAUUAGUGAAAAAAAAAAAAUAAAUGAAACAUGGCAAUAAUUUUAGGAACAGUGUUAUUUCUUGGUGUUGUUGCUUUUACUCUUCCGAUUCUUUAUACGUACUGCAAUCAAACCUCGGAAACACCAGAAGAAAUUCCAGAAGAGAAAAAUGAUGAAGAGGAAGAGGAAAUAAUUGAUAAAGAAUGUUCAAUACAACAGGAAUCGACAAUAAGAAAAAUUUCAAAAUUAAGAGGAAAAACAGAAAGAGGAUUAAAUGAUGAAAAAUGGAUAAUUGAAAAAGAGGAAUCAAAAAAAGAGGAGAGAAUUAGAAUGAUGGAAACAUGUCAUUUGGCAAGGGAAUUUUCGAAAAUAGAAGAAAAAGAAAUAACUGAUAGUGAAGAAACAAUUAAAGAAUAUGAUGAUGAUGAUGAUGAUGAAGAAGAAGAAGAAGAAGAAAAAACAUUGAAAAUUGAAUCAACUCCAUUGUCAAAUAGAAUUAUUCUAAAUGACAAUUCACCAAAUGAAAUACAACAACAAAUGACUGUUCAAGCUGAUGUUCAUGCAAAUAAUCCUCAAAUGAUUAUUGUCCAAAAAUCAUUGGACAAUACAAAUAUUCAAACACCUGUAAAUAAUACAAAAAAGAAAUCUAAAUUUUUUAAAUUUAAAAAAUUGUUAACCAGAUCCGAGAGAAGAAAAAAACGACCUCGAAUUGAAGAAAGUGGAAGUAGUUCGAGUUUUUCACAAAAAAUUUCUGAAAUUCAUUUAUCGCCAACAAAUAUUGAGACAAAUCAACGUCCACUUGCAAAUUCGACAAUCAAUAAUUCUCAAUUUGGAACUGUGAAUUUACAAAUUCACAAUCCAAAUGGAACCUUGUCAAUUUAUGCGCAAUCACCAAAUGGAAGAGAUAAUAAUUCUAUUCAAGAUUCAGGAUUUCGAAGUUUUAUUGAGACAUCAACUAUUUAUAAAGAUUUGCCAAAUGGAAGGCAAAAUAAUAUUGUUACUCUUCCAUUGCCAGAUACAAAUCGAGGAAAUAUAACAUUAGUUUCACUUGCAUUGAGUUUUGCCAAUAGUGGCGAUAGUAGAAAUUUAAAUAAUGAACAAUAUCAAACAAUGAAUUAAAUUUAAAAAAAAAAAUUCAUUUAUCAUUUUGAGAGUAAAAUUGAAAAAUAGAUUAAUUAAUUUUGAAUUAUAUAAUUAUGAAAAUUUUCAAAAAUUGGAUUUUUUUUAUUUAAACUGAAAAAAAAAUUAUUGAAACUUUAUUAAAUUUAUUUAUUUUUUAAUUAAUUUUGAAUUAAUUUGCAAAUUAUUUACAAAUUAUUUGCAAUUAAUAAGUUUUCUUUAAUUUUUCAUUUUUUUUGAAAAUUUUCAUUUUGUAAAGAAAAUGCUUUUUGUUGUAUUUAUUUUUCGAGUAUUUUCUUUAUUAGUAAUUCAAAAUUCAAAACUGAUCCAUUAUAGGAAGAAUUACUUCCUCUAUUAAAUUAAUCUUAAUAUUCAUUGUUUUAAUUGUUUUUUUUCCUCUUUAAUUAAGAUUGUUGGUAGUAUUUUUUUGUUUAUACUAUGUAUUCGAUUAACAAUGUUUUUUGAUUGUUUAUAUUUAUUCCCAAGUUAUGUUAUUGUAUAACUUUCUAUUUGUUUAAUUUUUGUAAUUUUAUAUAAAUUAUUAUUAAAU